AAAAGUUUAGAUGUCUCAAGUAACCAACUCGUGCGUAUUUUAGUAGCAGUAGCAGAACUAACUCGUAACUGUUACUUGUCCUGGCCUGAGACUUGAGAGUAGACGUGUAGCUCAACGAGUAGAUAGUAGCGUUGUAACUUGUAUGGUUGGUUGUGUCAGUGAUUUGUUGGAGUGACCUGGCAUUGGAGCGGAAACACCAGUGGCAUGCAGUGCUGCUGCUGCUGCUCUAUCAUUCAGCACUCGAGAGUAUUUUAGCUGCGUGCACAAUCAAAGUUUGACAAACUCCCGGCUUGCCCUGCUCGAGGCGAGCGAGCUCCCCAGAUCUGUGCCAGAGAGGCGAUCCGCUAGGCAGCAGCAGCAGCAGCAGAGGUCAACACCAGUGUGCGCUGGGUUAGUUGUUACCUUUCCAGCACAACUCUUAGUAGACCCCAGGAUUCGACGAUUGUUUGCCACUGGCGAUUAUAAUAUCGUGCGCUUGAAUAGAAGAGUGCUGGUGAGAUUCCCAAUAGAGAUGUCGACAGCAGAGGGCCAGCAGUCCAAAGAUGGCACUGCAACGAAAGGCGCAGCCACUGGCCAAGGCUUGCCGCUCGGCCAGGAGGGCUAUUUGGACAAGGAGUCGAAGAACAGCAAGUGGAAUCGGCGCUACUUCGUCCUGGAACAUGCCUGCCUACGUUACUAUAAGGACAAACCAGCGAACCUUCCUGAGGAAGAGCGGCAAAGUCGUGGAGAAAUUCGCCUAAAGAGGGUGCUAGGUGUCGAUACAACGACAGUCAAGGAUCAUCGAUCAUGUUUAGAAAUCCAAACCGUCGGUGGGCCAAUCUAUCUGGCUGCAUACUCGGACGAGGAGCGGUCAAAGUGGAUCGACCAGAUCAGACUUGCCUGUCGGCGCUUGACUAUGCAAUCCUCAGCCAGCACUGAUCCAGUUAUGCAGCAUGGUGUAGAAAGUCUCAGCUUGCAAGACAGAUCAAGUUGUUCGGCAACGGCCCCUAGCAAGACUGACACUACCUCAGGAACGAAAACGCAUGUAGUCGCUGGGGUGGUGGUACGACUGCCCAUGAAGUCGGAUGGCGAUGGCUCUGCCCCUCCGGAAAGAACAAGCGACACUGAUGUCUCCCAUCCUGACCGUGUGAUGUCUCUAGGCAGCAGUACGUUAGGUGCCAACGCUCCGCCACAGCAGGGAAUGAGCAGCGCUACCAGUGGCUCGUCCCUUGGUGUCGGCCAUCGGCGUGAGGGAGGGCGAGUGGUGAAGAGCGGGUAUUGCGUCAAGCAGGGACACGUUAGGAAGAACUGGAAAAAGCGCUUUUUCCUGCUUGACCCGUUUGGUUUCGCAUACUACUCGUCGGAAACGGAUAAAGAACCCAUCAGGAACAUUGCCAUCACGGAAAUACUGGCAGUGAACGAAUGCACCAGUUUCAGUAGCAGAGGCAACGUCUUCCAGCUGGUAACAAAUGGUUGCAUAUACUAUAUCCAGGCACCGACUGAGAGGGACAUGCGGGAGUGGAUAGCCGCAGUUCAGGGCGAACUGCACGGAGUGACGAAAAGUCCCGAGAAAGGCAACCGCAGGUCAUUGAGAAUGUGAGCCGUCUGUGCCAAGAAGGCGUGCAGAUGCUAGGCCUUGCACAAUGCGUGGGUUCAGAGGCGGCGCAUGGCAGCCACGCCAGUGUGUUGCCAUCACUCCUGCUCCACAGCAUGCACAUGGCCGGGUGUAACGUCACCGCAUAUGUUCUACGAGCCACGCAACUACAAUGCAUGGAGUCUUGAGUAGUGGAGUACACAUGCGGCGGCUUUCGACGUGGCCCGGAACUUGUCCAAUCAUGCCUGGCAUCUACGACGCGCACAGACUACCUCGAUGCACUGCAACACUUGCGUGGAUAGCAUGCAAGUGGUUAUAAGCACACAUAAUGACAAUUGUCCGAACUUGAACCCAGCUAUUUCAUUAGUAUUUACAUCGUCUUAAGUGUUCCACCUGUCCACUCUGCGACUGAUGUGUGUUUGCAUUCGUUGCUGAGUGAGCUAGCCAACCGGAACCGUUUCCAAUUUUGACCCUGCCAGUAGGCAAUGGGAUAUCUGUAACUGGUGGCAAGUAUGCGUGCGUGUUUCUGCCAUUAGACACCCUUAGCAAACAACGGUAACGCUAUUUUUUACGGUACUCGUACCUUGAUCACCCAAAUAGCGUUGAAGCUGCAGCGUAUAAACGUUAUGGGGGCUGAUUUAUCGUUGUGACCAACGGUACGUGUUUUGGCCAAAUAUUGCAUAGUCCGUACGCAUUUCACCUUGUAUCGCGUAUAUGGUGACAAAAAUGGUUGUACCGCGCGAAAUCAAAGCUACUCUCGUGGCAACAGCGUACUAAAAAUAGCGUGCAUCUUGCUAAAGGUCGAACCCAAAUCACGGUAUUUUCCCCCUUACGAUAAUACCGUUACAACAUAACGUUUUUUGCUAAGGGUGUCUAAUAUCUGCUCCUAUCCCCUUUAGGGCAGUUUGGCACUAGCGUGCCACUGCUAGUUUGAAGGACUUUGCUCGCCACCGAUUUCCUUUGGGCACGGCCCAUUUUCGAAUUUCUACUCAUUCCCUGUAUUAUAGCAUACAUACUAUUACAAUUUGUGUAUCCAAUCUCUAUUAUUACUCAACUAGGCUCCACACACAGAUAUUUGUAGAGUGUGCCCCUGUUCAAUUCUGCCGCAGUGUCCCCCUGCGCACUUACCCAAAGAAUUUCCACGAGUGAAAGAUGUCCCAUUUGCAAGAAAGCUGCUGCUAUUCUCUGAUUAUUUCCUUUGCUACCGCCCACUGUUUCCAGGACAUACAGGGCGGAAUGCCCAGACAAGUCUUUGAUAGAACUUUGACAGUGGCUGGCUGUCCUUGGGCCUGUACUCUGCAGGUAACCCAA
This is a messenger RNA of Sycon ciliatum, 2884 nucleotides long. RefSeq names its product pleckstrin homology domain-containing family A member 2-like. NCBI's taxonomy places the organism in Eukaryota, Metazoa, Porifera, Calcarea, Leucosolenida, Sycettidae. The transcript is spliced from 11 exons. The coding region runs from base 512 to 1579 and encodes 355 amino acids. The record is from RefSeq and is a predicted model, not a curated record.